AUGGAUUUCCCUCCGCCCCCUCCACCACCUCCUCCACCGGGCCCUCCUCCCCCAGGCCCUCCAGGUUCUGGAUAUGCGCCGCCACCUCCGCCGCCGCCACCUCCAGGCGCACCUGGUACCGUCGGACCUGGUACCGUCGGACCUCCGGGUAUGCGCCCACCAGUCGACCCACAAAUCACCAAGUUUGCCCAGAAGAAGAAGGACUGGUUAAGACAGCAGCGUCAAAGGUUCGGCGAAAAGCGCAAGGCUGGCUUUGUGGAGACGCAGAAGGCGGAUCUCCCCCCAGAACAUUUGCGCAAGGUCUUCAGGGAUAUUGGUGAUGUAUCUCAGAAGAAGUUCACUUCAGACAAGCGAAGCUAUCUCGGUGCGCUAAAGUUCAUGCCACAUGCUGUUCUGAAGCUCCUCGAGAACAUGCCCAUGCCCUGGGAGAGUAGACGUGAUGUAAAAGUCCUCUACCACACCAAUGGGUGCUUGACGCUGGUGAAUGAAGUUCCCCGUGUGAUUGAGCCCGUAUUCCACGCGCAAUGGGCUGCCAUGUGGUUGGCUAUGAGAAAGGAGAAGAGUGACCGCCGACAUUUCAAGCGAAUGCGUUUCCCACCCUUUGACGAUGAAGAGCCUCCUCUGUCGUACUCGGAGAACAUUGAGGAUGUGGAGCCUUUGGAACCCAUCCAGUUGGAACUCGACGAGGACGAGGAUAGCCCUGUGUAUGAAUGGUUCUAUGACCACCGGCCGCUUCUCGACACUCCACAUGUGAAUGGUCCUAGUUACGAGACUUGGAAUCUGGAUCUCCCUCAGAUGGCGACUCUAUAUCGCUUAAGCAAACAGCUUCUCAGCGAAGUUGUUGACAAGAACUACUUUCACAUGUUUGAUCUAGACAGCUUCCAGACUGCAAAGGCCCUGAAUGUUGCGAUACCCGGAGGCCCUCGCUUUGAGCCCCUGUAUAAGGAUAUUGAUCCGAAUGACGAGGACUUUGGCGAGUUCAACGCAAUCGACCGUAUCAUCUUCCGAUCCCCCAUCCGAACCGAAUACCGUGUAUCAUACCCAUACCUUUACAACUCGCUACCUCGAAGUGUCAAGCUGGCUUGGUACUCGUAUCCGCAGGUUGUCUACGUCCGCGCAGAAGAUCCGGAUCUACCAGCCUUCUACUUCGAUCCUGUAAUCAACCCUAUUUCUUCCAGAGCUGUUGCUCCGAAGAACUUGUCCGUAAGCCACGAGGAUAUGGUUUUUGGGGAUGCCGACGAGGACGACGAGGACGAUUUCCAGAUGCCCGAAGACGUGGAGCCAUUCAUGGCUGAUGAGGAUCUUUCUACACCAGAUACUGCUUCCGCCAUUGCGCUUUGGUGGGCACCUCAUCCGUUUGACAAGCGAUCAGGUCGCAUGGUCAGAGCGCAGGAUGUUCCCCUGGUCAAGCAAUGGUACCUCGAACACGUACCUGCAGACCAGCCAGUCAAAGUCAGGGUCUCCUACCAGAAGUUGCUGAAGACAUAUGUUCUCAACGAACUGCACAAGAAACCACCUCAAGCACAAAACAAGCAAAACCUUAUGAGGACAUUGAAGAGCACCAAGUUCUUCCAACAGACCAAGAUUGACUGGGUCGAGGCCGGUCUGCAGGUGUGCCGCCAGGGUUACAACAUGCUGAACCUGCUCAUCCACCGGAAGAACUUGACUUAUCUGCAUCUCGACUACAACUUUAACUUGAAGCCGGUCAAGACUCUUACCACCAAGGAGCGAAAGAAGUCACGUUUCGGAAAUGCUUUCCAUCUGAUGCGUGAAAUCUUGAGAUUGACGAAGCUCAUUGUUGAUGCUCAGGUGCAAUAUCGUCUAGGCAACAUUGACGCCUUUCAGCUUGCCGAUGGCAUCCUGUAUGCCUUUAACCACGUUGGUCAACUGACCGGUAUGUACCGUUACAAGUAUAAGCUCAUGCAUCAGAUUCGAUCCUGCAAGGACCUGAAGCAUUUGAUCUACUACCGAUUCAACUCUGGCCCAGUGGGUAAGGGUCCUGGAUGUGGUUUCUGGGCUCCUGCCUGGAGAGUUUGGUUGUUCUUCAUGCGAGGUAUCAUCCCUCUGCUUGAGCGCUGGCUAGGCAACUUGCUUUCACGUCAGUUUGAAGGCAGACACAGCAAGGGUGUCGCAAAGACUGUCACCAAGCAACGAGUAGAAUCACACUUUGAUCUCGAGCUUCGUGCAGCCGUCAUGAGCGAUCUCAUGGACAUGAUGCCUGAAGGAAUUAAGCAGAACAAGGUCAACACCGUCUUGCAGCAUCUUUCGGAAGCAUGGCGUUGCUGGAAGAGUAACAUUCCCUGGAAGGUUCCUGGUUUGCCAGCGCCUAUCGAAAACAUCAUCUUGCGCUAUGUCAAGAGCAAGGCUGAUUGGUGGAUCUCAGUCGCCCAUUACAAUCGUGAGCGCAUUCGACGAGGUGCAACUGUUGACAAGACUGUUGCUAAGAAGAACCUGGGACGAUUGACUCGUCUGUGGCUCAAGGCCGAACAGGAGCGCCAGCACAACUACAUGAAGGAUGGUCCUUAUGUUUCGUCCGAGGAGGCUGUUGCCAUUUACACGACCAUGGUACAUUGGCUCGAAGCCAGAAAGUUCCAACCGAUUCCUUUCCCCAGCGUCUCAUACAAACACGACACCAAGAUUCUGAUUCUAGCGUUGGAGCGUUUGAGGGAAGCUUACUCUGUCAAGGGUCGUCUCAAUCAGAGCCAGCGUGAAGAGUUGGCGCUCAUCGAGCAGGCAUAUGACUCUCCUGGAACAACACUGGCUAGGAUCAAGCGCUUCCUGCUUACGCAACGUGCGUUCAAGGAAGUUGGUAUCGAUAUGAACGACAACUACAGCAGCAUCAACCCUGUAUACGACAUUGAGCCAAUGGAGAAAAUCACGGAUGCAUAUCUUGAUCAAUACUUGUGGUACCAAGCCGAUCAGCGACACCUGUUCCCGGCUUGGAUCAAGCCUUCAGACUCUGAAGUUCCCCCUCUCUUGACAUACAAAUGGGCACAGGGUAUCAACAAUCUUGAUCAAGUCUGGGAGACCAAGGAUGGCGAAUGCAACGUCAUGAUCGAAACUCAGCUAUCGAAGGUCUACGAGAAGAUUGAUUUGACAAUGCUCAACCGAUUGUUGCGCCUCAUCAUGGACCACAACCUGGCAGACUACAUCACAGCCAAGAACAACGUACAGCUCAACUACAAGGAUAUGAACCACGUCAACGCUUAUGGUAUGAUUCGUGGCCUACAGUUCUCUGGAUUCGUGUUCCAGUACUAUGGUCUUGUCUUGGAUAUUCUGCUGUUGGGCUUGCAGCGUGCGAAUGAGAUCGCUGGCGCUCCUGAGAGUCCUAACGACUUCUUGCAGUUCAAGGACAAGGAGACUGAGGUCCGCCACCCCAUUCGUCUCUACACAAGGUACAUUGACCGCAUCUGGGUCUUCUUUAGGUUCACCGCCGAGGAGUCGCGAGACUUGAUCCAGCGAUUCUUGACUGAGAACCCCGAUCCCAACUUUGAGAAUGUCAUCGGCUACAAGAACAAGAAGUGCUGGCCGCGUGAUUCCAGGAUGCGAUUGAUGCGCCACGAUGUGAACCUUGGUCGCGCCGUCUUCUGGGAUCUCAAGAACCGACUGCCGCGGUCAGUUACGACCAUUGAAUGGGAUGACACCUUUGCCAGUGUCUACAGUCGCGACAACCCCAACCUGCUCUUUUCCAUGAAUGGUUUCGAAGUCCGCAUCCUUCCCAAGAUCCGAAACUUGACUGGUGAAUUCCCCGUCAAGGACAGUGUCUGGUCGCUUGUCGACAAUUCCACGAAAGAACGCACCGCCGACGCCUUUUUGCAAGUCACAGAGGAAGACAUCCAGAAGUUCAACAACCGCAUCCGACAGAUUCUGAUGUCUUCAGGAUCCACCACCUUUACGAAGAUUGCUAACAAGUGGAACACAACGCUUAUUGCGCUCUUUACGUACUACCGUGAAGCUGCAGUAUCAACUGUCAACUUGCUCGACACCAUUGUCAAGUGCGAGACCAAGAUCCAGACUCGUGUUAAGAUUGGAUUAAACUCGAAGAUGCCAUCGCGUUUCCCUCCUGCAGUGUUUUACACGCCCAAGGAGUUGGGUGGUUUGGGCAUGAUAUCUGGCUCACACAUUCUCAUUCCGACAAGUGACAAGCGAUGGUCCAAGCAGACCGAUACUGGAGUCACGCACUACCGUGCAGGUAUGUCUCACGACGAAGAGACGCUCAUUCCAAACAUCUUCCGAUACAUCAUUCCGUGGGAAUCAGAGUUCGUUGACUCGCAGCGCGUCUGGAUGGAAUACUCACAGAAGCGUCAAGAAGCACAACAACAAAACCGACGACUGACUCUUGAGGAUUUGGAAGACAGCUGGGACCGUGGUCUCCCUCGUAUCAACACGUUGUUCCAAAAAGAUCGUAGUACGCUCAGUUUCGACAAGGGUUUCCGCGCCAGGACCGAAUUCAAGAUCUACCAGCACAUGAAGAGCAAUCCUUUCUGGUGGACGAGCCAAAGACACGAUGGAAAACUGUGGAAUUUGAAUCAGUACCGUUCGGACUGUAUCCAAGCGUUGGGUGGUGUGGAAACCAUUUUGGAACACACACUCUUCAAGGCAACUGCUUUUCCAUCAUGGGAGGGCCUCUUUUGGGAGAAAGCUUGUCUUGCUAAUGGCACGAGACUUCUUCGGUAUGAUGGUUCCGAAGUCCUGGUCGAGGAUGUUAAGGAGGGGGAUCUAUUGUUGGGUCCGGAUGGAACUUCUCGUCGUGCUUUCAACAUUGUCAAUGGCACCGAACAACUGUAUCGCAUCAAGGUUGGAGGAAAGAAGGAAGAUUUUGUGGUCACCAAGAAUCACAUCCUGGUUCUCCAUUUAGAGAAGAAGUCUGGGAAUGAGUACCAGGGUAUGAGUAUGAAAGAUCACCACGGCAGCUGCAUUCAGGAUUCUGAAGACGAGGAAGAAGAUCCUUUGUUCCUGGAUAUGGAAAAGCCUGAAGUUUCAGCAUCUGAGCGUUAUGAUGUUGUUGAAAUGACUGCCGAGGAAUUUGCUGCUUUGGAACCCAACGUACAGGCGAAGUAUAGGGUGUUCCGAUGUCCCGGAUUUGAGCUCCCUGAAGAAAAUGUACCGGUCCAUCCCUAUUUCCUCGGACUCUGGCUGGGUGAUGGCAACCGGAACAGUACUACUAUCUACAACGAACAUGAGGCUGAAGUUCGUGACUUCCUGGUCUCCUAUGCGGCUGAGCUAGAUCUUCACCUCGUUUGGCAUGGGCAGUUAGGCUAUGCUACCGUGGGCCGGACUCGCCUUGCUGACCGUCCUUUUCCAACAAAGAACAAGGGGAAAGGCCCUGUAAAUUCGGAAACCCGGAAAUCUCGCCAGACCAUCAACAAGACGCGUCUUGCUGCUGGUUGGUCUUUCCAAGAAAAUCGUCAACCUGGUGAGGCCAGGCUUUGGCCUGAUGCAGAUGAGGUAUGUAAAGACGUUCUCUACAAAAAUGAAAUUCUAAUAUGUUCGCAGGACCAGGAACUAGACGAGGACCUCGACCUGAUUGAGAUUGAAAGUGAGGACGAAGAAGAAGAGGAGGAGGAGGAGGAGGAGGAAAAAGGCAGUGAUGAUAUCCAGUUCCUCAACGAGGAUCUUGGACGCCAUCCAUCCCGGUUUGAACGUCACCGUAUUGCACGUUUAGAAGCUGGUCGCAGUACCUAUGGUCGACUCCGUCCUGAGGAAGAAGCCGAACUCAUCAACGAUCUUGUUGAGUAUGACGAAAACGACGAUGGUGUCAACAGCCUUCGAACCGCACUUCAGGGGCUUGGGGUUAUGUCUGGCGGUGCAACUGGUCCCGGGGCCGAUCGAAAACAUAUCCCAUCAGUAUACCUUAGGAACUGCCGAGCAGUUCGCCUGGCUGUUCUUGCCGGUUUGAUUGACAGCGAUGGAUGGCUGGUUUACCCUGAAAACUUCAUAGGCUUCAGCCAGAGCGAACGAUGGCAUAAAGCACUUUUCUGGGAUACUGUGGCCUUAGCACGAUCUUUGGGCUUUGGUGUCUGGACUACUAAACGGGAUAUGUGGAAUCCGACUCGAACUCAGAAGAAUCCUCAACUGGUCGCUCAAAUUUUCGGGAACAUUUCCGAGAUACCAUGCCUUCUUGCACGAAAAAAGGGGUGCGAACGCUACAUUCCCCAAAUGCACAGCUUCAUGAUCAAGGAAAUUGCCCUGGAAUCUACUCCUACUGCUUGGUCCGGCUUCCGAGUUGACAAGGAUCAACUUUACCUACGACACGACUACAUGGUACUUCAUAACAGUGGUUUUGAAGAAUCUAUGAAGUUUAAAAAGCUCACAAACGCUCAGCGUUCUGGUUUGAAUCAGAUUCCAAACCGUCGCUUCACUUUGUGGUGGUCACCCACCAUAAACCGCGCAAACGUCUACGUAGGUUUCCAGGUGCAACUUGAUCUUACGGGCAUCUUCUUGCACGGUAAGAUUCCUACUCUUAAGAUAUCGCUCAUCCAAAUCUUCCGAGCCCAUUUGUGGCAGAAGAUUCACGAAUCGGUUGUUAUGGAUUUGUGCCAAGUCUUUGAUCAGGAGCUUGAGGCUCUUGGCAUCGAGACAGUGCAAAAGGAGACGAUCCAUCCUCGUAAAUCGUACAAGAUGAACAGCUCCUGUGCCGAUAUCCUACUUUUUGCGAGCCACAAGUGGAGUGUUUCUCCACCCUCCAUGUUGUACGAUACCAAGGACACUAUGAGCGCGACGACUACCAACAAGUUUUGGAUUGACGUUCAGCUACGAUAUGGUGACUACGAUUCGCACGACAUUGAACGAUAUGUGCGCGCAAAGUACCUCGACUAUACCCAAGACAGCAUGAGUAUCUACCCUUCUGCAACUGGUCUCAUGAUCGGUAUUGAUUUGGCAUACAAUCUCUACUCUGCCUACGGACAGUACUUCCCUGGACUCAAGCAGCUCGUUCAGCAAGCGAUGGCCAAGAUCAUGAAGGCCAACCCAGCUCUCUAUGUUCUCCGAGAGCGUAUCAGGAAGGGUCUCCAGUUAUAUGCUUCGGAAAGUUCUCAGGAAUUCCUCAACUCUCAGAACUACUCGGAGCUGUUCAGCAAUCAGAUCCAGCUGUUCAUUGAUGAUACGAACGUGUAUCGUGUGACAAUCCACAAGACUUUCGAGGGUAACUUGACGACUAAGCCCAUCAACGGCGCCAUCUUCAUCUUCAACCCUCGUACUGGUCAACUGUUCUUGAAGAUAAUUCACACAAGUGUUUGGGCUGGUCAGAAGCGUCUCGGUCAGUUGGCCAAAUGGAAGACUGCCGAAGAAGUGGCAGCUCUCAUUCGGUCACUGCCUGUUGAAGAACAACCGAAGCAGCUGAUUGUCACCCGUAAGGGUUUGCUCGAUCCUCUGGAAGUGCACUUGCUUGACUUCCCCAACAUCUCUAUUCGGGCAUCAGAGCUGCAGCUGCCAUUCCAAGCUGCUAUGAAGGUGGAGAAACUCGGUGACAUGAUCUUACGAGCCACUGGACCUCAGAUGGUUCUCUUCAACCUGUACGAUGAAUGGUUGAAGACGAUUUCAUCAUACACUGCUUUCUCGAGAUUGAUCUUGAUCCUCCGCGCGCUUCAUGUCAACCAGGACAAGACCAAGCUGCUCUUGCGACCUGACAAGACGGUCAUCACCCAGGAGCAUCACAUCUGGCCUUCACUAACGGACGAGGACUGGAUCAAAGUUGAAGUGCAACUUCGUGAUCUCAUCCUGCUCGACUACGGCAAGAAGAACAAUGUCAACACUUCGUCACUCACCAGCAGUGAAGUGCGUGAUAUCAUUUUGGGUAUGGAGAUUUCAGCGCCAUCGAUGCAACGUCAACAAGCUGCCGAGAUCGACAAGCAGCAGGAGGAGCAGCAGCAAUUGACUGCCGUCACCACGAAGACGCAGAACAUCCACGGCGAGGAGAUGGUUGUUACAACAACUUCGCAGUAUGAACAGGCUUCCUUCGCCUCCAAGACAGAAUGGCGUACCAGGGCUGUUGCCACGUCCAACCUGCGUACUCGUGCCAACAACAUCUACAUCAACUCUGAAGAUGUCAAGGAGGAAGGCCACUUCACCUAUGUCAUGCCAAAGAACGUACUCAAGCGAUUCAUCACCAUUGCCGAUCUUCGCGUUCAAGUUGCGGGCUACCUCUAUGGCAAGUCGCCACCAGACAAUGAUCAGGUGAAGGAGAUUUGCACCAUUGUCAUGAUCCCUCAAGUUGGUAACACACGUGACGUGCAGCUGCCAAAGGAGCUGCCGAGGCACGAGUAUCUCGACAAUCUAGAGCCGCUGGGAAUUAUCCACACCGUCAGCGGAAAUGAGCCGCCGUACAUGCAGGCUAGCGAUGUUACCCAGCAUGCUCGUCUGAUGAACCAGCACGCUAGCUGGGAUAAGAAGACUGUUUCCAUGACCGUGUCCUUUACCCCCGGUUCCGUCUCCCUCGCCGCCUGGGCCCUUACACCCAACGGCUACAAGUGGGGCGCUGAGAACAAGGAUACUAUGUCCGACAACCCCGCCGGCUUCAGCACAAGCUUCGGUGAGAAGUGUCAGUUGCUACUGUCUAACAAGAUUCGCGGAUACUUCUUGGUUCCUGACAAUGGCAUCUGGAACUACAGCUUCAUGGGCAGUGCAUUUGGUUCUGUCGAGAAGAAGCCCGUGCAUGUGCGUCUUGAUACCCCCGUUCGCUUCUACGACCCCGUGCACAGGCCGCUGCAUUUCCAUAACUUUGCGGAGCUGGAGGAUGUUUGGGUUGAUCGGGAGAACCAGUUUGAGUAG
This is a messenger RNA of Bipolaris zeicola 26-R-13, 8769 nucleotides long. RefSeq lists its product as uncharacterized. The transcript has 3 exons. The coding region runs from base 1 to 8769 and encodes 2922 amino acids. NCBI's taxonomy places the organism in Eukaryota, Fungi, Ascomycota, Dothideomycetes, Pleosporales, Pleosporaceae. Gene Ontology annotation, biological process: mRNA splicing, via spliceosome; spliceosomal tri-snRNP complex assembly. Gene Ontology annotation, molecular function: protein binding; U1 snRNA binding; metallopeptidase activity. The record is from RefSeq and is a predicted model, not a curated record. Gene Ontology annotation, cellular component: U5 snRNP; catalytic step 2 spliceosome.